AUGCCACGAAAAGAGGGUAUGGAGCGCAAGGACCUCCUGGCAGCCAACGUAAAGAUUUUCAAGUCGCAAGGUCAGGCGUUGGCUAACUACGCUAAAGCCACCACGAAGGUGCUCGUCGUCGGAAACCCAGCCAACACGAAUGCCUUCAUCUGUGCUAAGUAUGCGGCUCCAAAGAUUCCGGCUCGCAACUUCUCCGCCAUGACUCGAUUGGACCACAACCGCGCCACUGCUCAGCUGGCAAUGAAGGCUGGAGUUGGAGUCGGUGACGUGAAGAACGUGAUCAUUUGGGGAAAUCACUCGAGCACUCAGUUCCCUGACGUCAAGCAUGCCACCGUCACGAAAGGAGGCAGUGCUGUCGAUGCCUACACUGCCGUCAAUGAUACCGCCUUCCUGCAGGGUCCUUUCAUUUCGACUAUCCAAAAACGAGGCGCUGUCAUUAUCCAAAAGCGAAAGCUGUCAUCGGCUAUGUCAGCUGCCAAGGCGGCUUGCGACCACAUCCACGACUGGCACUUCGGUACCAAGCCUGAUGAAUGGGUCUCUAUGGCUGUCCCAUCUGAUGGCUCCUACGGUAUUCCAAAUGGUCUGAUGUUCUCGUUCCCAGUCACCAUUGAUGGUGCGACGAAGGAGUGGAAGAUCGUUCAAGGCCUAUCACUCGAUGACUUCGCCAAGGCCAAGAUGGCUGAAACUCAGAAGGAACUCGAAGAGGAACGAGACGAUGCCUUGAAGGCUUGCGAUGCUGCCAACAUGUAA
Messenger RNA from Cooperia oncophora, 750 nucleotides. The record is from the annotation of a GenBank genome assembly. Lineage: Eukaryota; Metazoa; Nematoda; Chromadorea; Rhabditida; Trichostrongylidae.